AUGUUGAUACCCGAGGGGGAAAAUGGAGGACGUGUCUUGCUGGAUGUCGACUUCUCGCUGCUCGCGUUGACCGUCAUAGUCGUCGCCGGCCGAGUCUUCUCGAGAUUCAAGAUGCAGGGAAAGCUGAGGAGUGAUGAUGUGUUCAUCCUUCUUUCCACCCUCCUCUUCAUAGCCCUCGUCGUACUGCACAGCGUGAUGGUGUUCGACUACCAUCUCGGCAAGUCAACCGCAACUCUCGCGCAAACAGACAUCCGCACGCAAGCACUCAUCGGCGGUAUCGCGCGCAUCCUCUACCUUCCCGCCACGGCACUGAUCCGGGUGUCGGUGCUCCUCCUGACGCGCCGCCUCUCGCCCUACUGCUGGGUGCGGCACAGCACCACAGUCCUAACGAUCUGCAACGUUGUGUUUGCGAUCCUCAUGGUCUUCCUGAUCAUCUUCACGUGCAACCCGGUCAGCGCAUCUUUCCAGCCGCCGCCCAUGCGACGGAAGGCGCAGUGUCUAAACUACUACACGAUCCAGCGGGUGGUUCCCGCCGGGAGUGCAGUGCUUGAUUUCCUCGUGUGGGUGCUGCCCGUGGUCCUCGUCGUGCGCGUGCAGUUCCUGGGUUGGAAGAAGAAGACUAUCGCUGUGGGACUGCUGGGGAUGGGCGUGAUCGCGUGCAUUGCCGGUGUCAUGCGCGUGGUGAUCUUGUUCCGCACGCCCGGCGGUAGGGAUCCGAGUAGGAGAGCGCCCGUGUUGGGGUUGUGGACGUCGGCUGAGAUCGCGAUGGGGAUUGUGGCCGCCAGUGCUCCGGCUUUGUGGCCGCUGGUCAUCAUGGUCGUGAGAGCUUUCACGGAGAAGACACCGAGUUUCAGGUUCUGGAAUCGGCCGGCAUCAUCGGCGGAUGAAGAGAUUGCGGCCCAGCCAAUGAGGCAGGAGCAGCAGGGCGUCCCUAUGGAUACUAUUACGGUCUGGAAUCUCACAGUUGAAGAAGACGUCACGAUUCCACACGGGAUCAGGAAUUAUAAGAGUCAGGAGCCGUUGUUCGCGGAAGACAGGCAGAACCAGUGA
Messenger RNA from Tricharina praecox, 1050 nucleotides. RefSeq lists its product as uncharacterized. Lineage: Eukaryota; Fungi; Ascomycota; Pezizomycetes; Pezizales; Pyronemataceae. The coding region runs from base 1 to 1050 and encodes 349 amino acids. The transcript has 3 exons. The record is from RefSeq and is a predicted model, not a curated record.